CUUCCCCAAUUUACAGUAUCUGAGUUUAGCUCACUGCAGAAAAUUCACAGACAAAGGUUUACUGUACCUGGGCUCUGGAAAAGGCUGUCACAAGCUCAUCUGUUUGGACCUUUCAGGUUGCAUUCAGGUUUCAGUUGAUGGCUUCAGAAAUAUUGCCAAUGGCUGCAGUGGGAUUCAAGAUUUGCUAAUUAACAAAAUGCCAACUCUUACAGACAGAUGUAUUCAAGCUCUGGUUGAAAAAUGCCAACAGAUAAUGUCUGUUGUCUUUCUUGACUCUCCACAUCUUUCUGAUGCAACUUUUAAAGCCCUUGCUGAAUGUAAACUUGUCAAAGUCAGCAUUGAAGGGAAUAACCAAAUUACUGAUUUAAGUUUCAAGUUGAUGAGUAAAUGCUGCCCAUACAUCAGGCACAUUCAUAUGGCUGAUUGCCAGAAGAUUACAGAUGCUGGUCUUAAGAUGAUUUCACCAUUGAAGCAUAUUCUUAUACUGAAUGUAGCAGACUGCGUAAGAAUCAGUGAUGGAGGUGUAAGGCCAUUUGUACAAGGUUCUUCAGGAGCUAAGCUGAGAGAGCUGAAUUUGACUAAUUGUAUUCAUGUCACUGAUGCUUCUGUCACAGAAAUAGCACAAAGAUGUCAUGAAUUGACCUACCUAAAUCUGUGUCACUGUGAAAAUGUGACUGAUGCUGGAAUCGAAGCCUUGGGAAAUAUGUCGUCCUUGAUAUCCAUUGAUAUCUCUGGAACCAGCAUCUCAGAUACGGGCUUGAGAGCUCUUGGCCACCAUGGAAAAAUAAAGGAACUUUCUAUAUCAGAAUGCAAAAACAUCAGUGAUACUGGGAUUCAGGAGUUCUGCAAGGGCACAAAAUCCCUGGAAUACUGCCAUGUCUCUUACUGCCCUCAGCUGACGGAUGAAGCUGUGAAAGCAAUGGCAUUUCACUGCCACACACUAAUAUCUGUCAACAUAGCGGGUUGCCCAAAGAUGAGUGAUACCUGUAUCCAAUACUUGGCUGCAGCCUGCCAUUAUCUCCACUUCUUGGAUGUCUCAGGUUGCAUUCAUCUGACUGACAAAGCACUGAAAUAUCUUUGGAAAGGUUGUAAACAACUCCAGAUUCUCAAGAUGCUGUACUGUAGAAAUAUUACCAAACAAGCUGUUUUGAAAUACACAGCCCAAGUGGAGAAACAAGAACAUAAUGAUGCUGACCCUCCUUCCUGGCUUGGAUAUGACCGGGAUGGUAACAUAUUCCCUUCACCAAAAACCACACAUCAGAGCCCGAAUAAACAAAUUCUUCAAAAUGAAAGAUGA
This is a messenger RNA of Pelecanus crispus (Dalmatian pelican), 1297 nucleotides long. The record is from RefSeq and is a predicted model, not a curated record. Lineage: Eukaryota; Metazoa; Chordata; Aves; Pelecaniformes; Pelecanidae.